This is a messenger RNA of Pneumocystis carinii B80, 1605 nucleotides long. RefSeq lists its product as hypothetical. NCBI's taxonomy places the organism in Eukaryota, Fungi, Ascomycota, Pneumocystomycetes, Pneumocystales, Pneumocystaceae. Gene Ontology annotation, biological process: mRNA splicing, via spliceosome; spliceosomal tri-snRNP complex assembly. The transcript is spliced from 5 exons. Gene Ontology annotation, cellular component: precatalytic spliceosome; U4/U6 x U5 tri-snRNP complex; U4 snRNP. Bases 40 to 1560 code for a protein of 506 amino acids. The record is from RefSeq and is a predicted model, not a curated record.
CCCGAACCUCAUCAAACCUACUAAAAAACCUCCUACAAAAUGGAUCUUGCUGAUGAGCUGUUACACGAGGUUUUUGACCACAGCGAUACUGAUGACAUUGAGGAAAAGGUUCAGAGACCUUCUGAAGGGCUUUUUUCCUUUUCGAACGGUGAAAUGACUCUAAAAACUCAUGAAGAUAAGAACUUAUCAGGUAUCACCAAGAAUUCCAGAAAAACAGACAAGAAUGGCACUGAAAAGACUCAAUUAAAUAGUAAAAAGAAGCUAUUUGAUGUUCAUGCUUUUUUAAAAUCAGAAAUUAUGGUUAAUAUUUUAAACAAAAUUGAUGGAUACAGCAAGAACCAUACAGUAUCAUUUCAAGGGAAUAUAGAGGAUCAUCCAGAAUAUCAAUUGAUAGUAGAUUCUAAUAAUCUUGCGGUUGAGAUUGAUAAUGAGAUUAUCGGGAUUAAUAAAUUUAUACGGGAUAAUUAUGCGGAAAGAUUCCCGGAACUUGAAUCUCUGGUUGUUAAUCCGUUAGAUUAUGCAAAAACAGUGCGGAUUAUUGGUAAUGAGAUGGAUGUUACUAAGGUGAAUCUAUCGCAUCUUCCGUCAGCAACGGUGAUGGUGAUUACUGUAACGAAUUCAACAUCAGAAGGAGUACCAUUAGAACAAGAUAAGCUUGAAAUGGUGUUUGAAGCAUGUGAUUUAACAAUGGAAUUGGAGAAUGCGAAAAAAAAGAUUCUUGAUUAUGUUCAAUCUAGGAUGAAUUUAAUUGCACCCAAUUUAUUGGCAAUUGUAGGAUCGACUACAGCAGCAAAGCUUAUAAGUGUAGCAGGUGGUUUAGCGGGUUUAGUUAGAAUGCCGGGAUGUAAUAUUUCGGCAUUGGGUGCAAAACGUCAAAGUCAAACAGGAUUUUCAAGUAGUAUUGGUAUUCGACAUCAAGGUUUUCUCUUUCAUUCAGAGAUUUUACAAAAAGUUCCACCUGAUUUAAGAAAACAAGCAUUACGUAUUAUUAGUUCAAAAAUUGCUUUGGCAUCUAGAGUAGAUCGGUUACACCAAAGUCCAGAUGGAUCUAUUGGUGCUUCUUUAAGAGAGUAUAUUGAAAAACGAUUGGAUAAGUUAUCACAGCCAAAUCCAUCUAAAACAGUAAAGGCAUUACCUGCUCCAAAUGAUGCAAUAAAAAAACGUCGUGGUGGACGACGUAUGCGAGCAAUGAAAGAGAAGUAUCAAAUGACAGAACUCAGAAAACAACAAAAUAGAUUAGCAUUCGGCAAACAAGAAUUAGAAGUCAGUAUUAAUGAUGAAAUGGAGGGUAUGGGUAUGAUUGGGCAAGAAGGACAAUAUCGAAUCAGAGCACCCAUUAUAGAUAGUCGUUCUAAAGCAAAAGUCGGCAAGGCUAUAAAACAUUUCGCUUCUUUUAGUCAUAAUAGUGGAACUGCAACAAGCGGUUUAGCAAGUAGUGUUGUUUUUGGCAGUAAUGUCGGUAUGCAGCUAAUCAAUCCCGAAUUACUCUCUGCUCCAAAAACAGUGGAAUCAAAUGAUUGGUUCAAAGGUGGAACAUUCACACAGGUUCAUAAACCUUAAUUACUAUGUAAACCUCCGCCAUAAACAGAUUCACUUUAUAAAUAC